Cygnus olor (mute swan) is the source of this 7314-nucleotide messenger RNA. It is a transcript of the gene MCM3AP, whose product is annotated as minichromosome maintenance complex component 3 associated protein. The transcript is spliced from 27 exons. NCBI's taxonomy places the organism in Eukaryota, Metazoa, Chordata, Aves, Anseriformes, Anatidae. Gene Ontology annotation, cellular component: cytoplasm; transcription export complex 2; nucleus. The coding region runs from base 1 to 5658 and encodes 1885 amino acids. Gene Ontology annotation, molecular function: nucleic acid binding. The record is from RefSeq and is a predicted model, not a curated record. Gene Ontology annotation, biological process: mRNA export from nucleus.
AUGAGCGCGGGGCCCCCGUUCCGCGGCCCGCCCGCCUUCCAACCGCCGCCGCUGCGCUUCGGGCAGGCCGCCGUGUUCGGGCCGGGGGGCGGCGGCGCUGCCGGCCUCCCCUUCGGCCCCGCGCCCGCCGCCUUCGGGCCGCCCUUCGGGCUGGGCCAGCCGGCGGCCUUCCCGGCGGCGGGGAGCAACGCGGGCUUCAGCUUCAAGCCGCCCACCAACCUGAGCAGCUUCCCGGCGCCGGGCGAGGCGGCGGCGGGCGGCGGCGGCGGAGCCUUCGCGGCGCCCGAGUUCCGCUUUAAAGCUCCCGACAGCGCCGCCGCCGCCGCCUUCAAGCCGCUGGCGGGCGCCGAGGCCGAGAAGGGCCCGGCCGCCCCCGCCGCCUUCACCUUCUCGCAGCCCUUCGGCUUCGCCCCCGAGGCGGCGGGCCCCGAGCCGGCGGCGGGCGGCGGCUUCUCCUUCUCUCGCCCCGCCGCCGCCGCCGCCGCUCUCGGCCGCCCCGAGGAGAAGGGCCCGCGGCCGCUCUUCGGCGCGGCGGAGGAGGCGGGCGACGCGGCGCCCAAGGGGCUGAAGCGGAAGGAGGAGCGGGAGCGCUCCCCGCGCCGGGCGGCGGUGGCGGCGGCGGGGGGCGGCGGGCGGGCGGCGGCGGCGCCGCCGGAGAAGCGAGCGGUGCUGCUGAGCCGCCCCCGCGGCGGGGCCCUGUUCGGCCGCACGCUGCAGGAGGUGCUGCGCAGCCAGGGCCGCGGCCACCGCGACCGCGGAGACCCCGCCGAGGCCGAGCGGGGCCCCGCCGAGGAGCCGCCGCCUCCGGUUGCGGUGGCGGAGGGCCGGGAGCCGCCUCGGGCAGGUAAGGGCACGGGUGGCCGGUGGCCGCCGCCGCCUUCCCGAGGGCUGCCUGCCCGACGUGUGGCACCCGCUGUCUUUCCAGACGCCCCUCCUGUCACCGCCGGGCGCAGGGUGCGGGGCAGCGAGAGCACGGACAGCCUGGGAGGCCUGUCGCCGGGCGAGCUCACGGCCAUCCAGUGCAAAAACGUCCCCGACUACCUCAACGACAGGACGGUGCUGGAGAAGCACUUCGGCCAGUUUGUGAAGGUCCGCCGGGUCAUGACCAGGCGCAAUAAGAAAAUGGCCAUUCUGCACUUCUUUGAUCAUGCCUCUGCUGCCCUUGCCAAAAAAAAGGCAAAAGAGUUGCACAAAGACAUAGUAACAUUCUGGCAAAAGAAGAAAACAAGCCCUGCGAAAAGAGAAUUUUCAUCCAAGGAGAAGAAAGCAGGUGAAGAUGAAGGAAGGCAAAGCAGUGAAGAGCAAAACUACCAGCAUUCCCCACUUAGGAAGCCUUUAAUAAGAUCCUCUGCCAGUGCUGUCAUGCCUGGUAAAAGCUCUCCAGCUAAGAAGCCUGGUCUUCGAAAGGCGCUGCAGUUUGAAGCAGAUCUGUUUGAUUCUAGUUCUGAAGGGCAGAACUCAGAGGCCAUGGGAACUUCAUUAUCAUCUCUCAGUAACCUGAUUGGGUUAGUGGCUGAGACAUCUGAAGAAAGAUACCGUCUUCUGGACCAAAGGGACAAAAUAAUGCGACAAGCUCGAAUAAAAAGGACUGAUCUUGGCAAAGCAAAAACUGUCAUUGGCACUUGUCCUGACAUGUGUCCUGAAAAGGAGCGUUACAUGAGGGAGACGAGAAACCAGCUCAGUACCUUUGAGUUGCUUUUGGGAUCUGACAAGGUAGAUCAUGCAGCAGCAAUCAAGGAAUAUAGCAGGUCUUCAGCAGACCAGGAGGAGCCUUUGCCUCAUGAAUUGAGACCCUCUGAAGUGUUGAGCAUGACCAUGGACUAUUUAGUGACAAACAUUAUGGACCAAGGGGAAGGAAAUUACCGAGAAUGGUAUGACUUUGUUUGGAACAGAACUCGAGGAAUAAGAAAGGAUAUAACCCAGCAGCAUCUCUGUAACCCACUGAUGGUAUCUCUGAUUGAGAAAUGUGCUCGUUUUCACAUCCAUUGUGCUCACCACUUGUGUGAAGAGCCUAUGUCUUCCUUUGAUGCCAAAAUCAACAACGAGAAUAUGACAAAAUGCCUGCAAAGCUUGAAGGAGAUGUAUCAGGACCUGGCUAACAAGGGAAUUUACUGCAAGAGUGAAGCGGAAUUCAGAGGUUAUAAUGUUUUGCUGAAUCUCAACAAGGGUGAUAUUCUCAGGGAAGUGCAGCAGUUUCAUCCAGAGGUUAGAAACUCUCCUGAAGUUAGAUUUGCAGUUCAAGCUUUUGCUGCAUUAAACAGCAACAACUUUGUGAGGUUUUUCAAGUUAGUGCAGGCAGCUUCUUAUCUGAAUGCCUGUCUCUUACAUUGUUAUUUCAACCAGAUUCGUAAAGAUGCUCUCAAAUCUCUCAAUAUUGCCUACACUGUAAGCACCCAAAGAUGUACUCUGUUUCCAUUGGAUCACCUGGUUCGCAUGCUGCUCUUCAAAGAUUGUGAAGAAGCAACUCAUUUUAUAAGUUACUAUGGCCUGAGUGUAUCUGAUGGUGCUUAUGUAGAGCUGAAUCGCUCAGCUUUUUUGGAGCCUGAUGGAUUACCCAAGCCCCGUAAAUCACUGUUUGUCAGCCGGAAGCUAACUGUCUCGGUUGGGGAAGUUGUAAAUGGCGGACCAUUACCAUCAGUGCCUCACCACGUGCCUGUGUCUAGCUUUAAUGGACAGAGCAAAUAUACUGGUGGAAGCACCUCUGUGGAUCAAGCUAGUAGUAGCCAAAAGUCCAGUGUAGAAGCAACAGAAGGAAGAGUGGAAAGCAAAGGUGUGGAUUUAGAUGUUACAGCAGUAAGAGCCCAGCCUCAAGCUCAUCUUCUGCCCUCACUGUUACCUCGUCCUCUUGUGCCAAUGCUACCUCCUGUGCAGGCAAUUUCCCAGUCUGCUGGACAACCUGAGCCUCUUUCUUCAAAGCCUCAGCCUGUAUACACAGACACAGACAUCGCUGAGGUGGUGGACGGGCUUGUGCAUGAUGUUCUCAAAGGAGAGUGCAGAGAAGUUGGCAGAGCAGGAGCCGAUUACGUGACUGCAGCGAUCUGUACCUCGGAGGCCACUGUGGAGGAACUGGUGGCUGAAGUGAUGGAGGAAGUUCUCCGACAAGUGGUUGGAAGCACGCUCAGCGCAGAAAGGGAGCGUGUUAAGGAGGAAAGGCGCAGAGUGGAGGAAGAGAGGCAAAGGCAGGAAAGAGAACAGUUAAUAAAGCAGUUGAGUCAGUUGGUGGGUAUGGAGUUAAUGGAAGAAGUAAUAAACGAGACUGUUCAAGAAGCUUCAGCCAAUGAGUUGAAAUGUGCCUUAGAAAGAGACCGGCAAGCCCGUAUUGCCCGGUGUUCAGAAGAAGUCUGUGGUCAUGUCAUGGACCACUUCCUGGAGGAUGAGAUUUUCCAGAUUGCAAAGGAAACCCUGCAGGAGCUCCAGUGUUUCUGCAAAUAUUUGCGAAGGUGGAGGGAGGCAGUGGCAGCUCGAACAAAGCUGAAACGUCAAAUGAGGGCAUUUCCAGCUGCUCCCUGUUGCACAGAUCCAAAAAAUAAACUGAAAGCUCUGUCCCCCAGUGCUGAGUGGCCUAUAGCCAUGGAGAACUUGUGCAGGAGACUUGUAAACCUGGGGAAUGGAGGAAAGCUGGGAAUCUCUUGCACGAGGCUGAAUUGGCUGAGAAACAAGACAGUGCAUGAAAUCAGAGUUCGUCACUUCUACCAGCAAUUGUUAAGCUUCUGUCUCUCUUUAAGUGAUUUAGCUUGGACUCCCCUGGAUCUCACUUCAUUAAUCACUGAGCAUAUACCAUUUCAACAAGAACAGAUAUUUUGGAAAGUGCUAUUGGUUUUGCCAAAUGAUGAAUAUGCAGAGGAUGAUCUCAACAGAGUAUUGGUGGAUUGGUUUAAGACCAAGUUUAUUGGAGACAAAAGCUGGAAGAAAAACGCUUCAUGUGCAGAAGGUAGAAUUCAAACACUGACAUUAUUUAAUUCUCCUGGCAUGCAAGGGAGCAGAAGCAUUAAAGUCAGUGUGUGUGUUAAGGUGGUACAUGGUGUGCUCUCUGACUCUGAGCUUGAUGCAGCGAACGUGCAAAAAGACUUACUUGGAACCAGUGGACUCAUUCUUCUCCUGCCCCCUAGAGUAAGGAGUGAAGAUGUUGCAGAAGAAGAUGUUUAUUGGCUUUCAGCCUUGCUGCAGUUGAAACAGUUGCUUCAGGUCAAACCUUUCCACCCAAUAGUUCCUUUGGUGGUUGUAGUCCCCACUGAGGAAGAGGAGGCCAUAGAGAAAGAAGUUGAAGAAGGUUUAAUGCUGCAGGACUUGAUUUCAGCCCAGCUUAUUUCAGACUACAUCAUUGUUGAGUUAUCAGGUUCUAUCAAUGACUUACAAGGCACGAAAAGGAUUGCUGCAGCUGUGGGCUGGUUGGUUUCCCAGUGCCCUAACUCCCUUAAGAUCUGCAGUCAGACCCUUCAGGAGUACAUUGAGGAUGGGAUUGAUGGUGAAUUUGGCAAGCGCUUCUACCUUGACUGGAAGGAGAGACGUUUAGCUGGCCUGCCAUCUCAGGAACCCGGGGCCAUCAUAGAGCUGUACAACAGUGUGCUGCAGUUUCUUUCAGAUGCAGCGUCCUCAGAGCAUCUUUGUGACUUGUCUUGGCCUGUUACUGAGUUUUCAGAGCGUGGGGGUAACAAGCUGUUACCCCACCUGCACUGGAACAUGCCUGAUCACCUAGCUUGGCUGAAAAAGGCUGUGCUGUCCUUCCAGAUCCCCUACCUAGAUCUGCCUCCAUUAGGUGCUCCUUGGCGUCCUGUUUGCCACAUGAUUUUUCAGUAUGUAUCUCAGAUCGCUAAUUCUUCGCAUACUCAACCACUGAUCCAGUCUCAAGUGGAGAAUCUGCUGAGCAAAACGUAUCAGAAGUGGAAAAACAGGACAUUGGGGAGCUCUGAUGGGCCUUCUGUUGAUGAGAUCCCUUGGGAUGCUAUCCUGGCAGUCUGCAUUGAUCAUAAGCUGAGAGACUGGAAACCCCCAAAAUUGCCUGUUGCACCAGAAGCAGUAAGUGAAGAUGGACAGAUUCGGGUGUACUUCUUCAAGGAGCAUUUACAGAACUUCACUAUCCCUUACGCGUGGGAACAAGCCAGACUGCGCACGCAGGAGGAGAUCCGGCAGGGCCAUGAGAGGUCAAGGAUAAAAUCUACUGUCUCUUUUAAGAAACCCCGUAGCAUCUCCAUGAUGCCAGAACAAAAUGACGCUGGCAUGAGCAUGCUCUUGAGUCAAGGAAGGAGCAUUCCCAGUGCAGAUGCACUCACAGACACAACCUUGGCCAAGGAUCUUCUCCCAGAGCGUCUGUUAAGCCAGUUGCAACAGGAAAAAAUGGAAAGCAGAAGGUUUGAAGAACAGUUACACCAAUGUCUAACUGAGGACACAGAGCCCCUUGGAGACUUCGUGGGUCUUCCUCUCUACCUUCCCCAGUCCCUGGUCUCCACCCCAGCUAUCACUGGUCCGUUGAUCAAGAGUUCCAUGCCACCUGUUCAAGGGGCUGGAAGUCAAGCAGGAUGUGAGCUGUUGGAGGACAACCUAAGCCCCAUACUGUCGGACAGACUGAAACACUUGCAAAGGCUCCUCAGAGCUAACAGGGAGGGUGAGGUUGCUUCUGAGCUCCACCUGUCUACUCUGAUGGACAUGGUGGAUAUCUGAGCAGAAAUGAGAUACGUGUGCAGACCAAGAGACUUGGUAAAGAAAUCCAGGGCUGAGUGAUUCAACAGAGGAACUCCUGCCUAACAUUAGAGGAAAAAAACAAGUGUCCUGGGAGAAGAACACGGCAGGUGCGGGGCCUGGGCUGCUCCUGCAUGGCUGCCUUGCACAGAAAGGAUGUAGAGGGGCAUUCACUGUGUCCCUUUGGCUCACUACGGAGGUUUGGCUGGUCUGGGAUCUCUUCCUUUUAAGCUGACUCAUUUCACAGCUGUGGAGACAAGUCAAAUGCUACUCAUGGAAAGCCAUAAACUGACACAGCAGUGUUUUUUUCCUUUCUACCAACUCUCAUCAAUUGUUGAUCAGCCAGGAAAGAGAUGAUGAGUUGGUUGUCCAUAUUAGUUCUGUAUCAGUUUGUGCAGAGUUGUGAUGCUCUCCUUGUACCUAGCUUUUGUUCUCUCCCUUGCCUUCAUAACACAGUAAGAAGCUGAGCAAUGCUGCUGUAGGACCAGGAUUUUUUUGUUUGUGAUCAGAUCUCAAUUUCUAUAGAAAUGCAGAUAUGAGAAUACUGUUGUGAGGAGUUAGUAGAAAAUAGUUUUGUGGGAAGCAUGUAGUUAUAUUUAACCUCACCAGGAAAAAACAAUAAGGUAGCAAGGACCCCUGAGAGCAUCAGAGCAAUCAGUCUCUACAGACACAGUCCCCAGGAUACUGUCCCAGCUCUGUGUUUACUUGAUGCAUAAGCUACCUUGCAGCAGCAGCACCUUGGUUUGAAGGUUUUUUUUUAGCUGCUUAGGAAUAUCAGUGAUCAUUCUGAAGUAGUUACAACACUUUUGUUUUGUUUUUUACUUAACUGCUCUAUGCAAAUCCAGAAGGAUAUUUGUGCUGCUGGGCCCCAGUUUUAUUAUGUUGAAUACGUAUGGCAUUAAAACCAAAUCAAUUGCUUAUUCUACAGACUAAUUGUCAUGCUGGAAUGCAACACAUUUUCUUCAUUAAACAGCUAUGGAAGAAUGAUUUUCCUAUCUAGAAGAGCUCAGAAUACCUUCAUUGUCUAGUUUUUAUAUAGCUGUGGCUUUGAAAAUUGAAGACCUUUUGGUUUUAGUUUAAUAUUGAUUCCCAGUAAACAGUGUGAAGAUGUACUUCAUGGUUGCAGUACCCUAGUACAGUAAUCUUUUUUUUUUUUUUAAUUACAACAGCAGCAGAUUUUUCUCAUUUCCACAUGGUGAAAUACAAAUCCCUGCUGCUAUCACUGUAAACACUGAUUUAUAACUGGACAGGCAAGAUCAUUUGUCUGACUUGCUUCUAAUUUCAUUUGAAAAUUCAGUCCAACUCUGUCAGCUACCUUCCAAAACUGUUAUAUUUUUAAAUAGUAUUUGCUAUUUCUCUUAAACAUAGUGUUAAGGCACUCUUGUUACUCGAAGUUGAAAUCAGAAAGUUAAAGCUGGAGCGGGCAUGCUUUGAGGCGUUUGUUGGGCUGAGUUUUACUGACUUCUUCACGCAGCAGGGGCUUGUGAGACGAAGUUGCCCUGCUGUUCUCUGUCUCUGUUCCCCGUUUAACCAGAAUUCACCUGUAAAAAGCUGGAAGGGGGGCGGAACCUGUUUCACACCACCUGCCUUGUUUCAUCUAAAUGUUCCUUCGUAUCUAAUAAAAUGCGUUUUGUGGCU